Helianthus annuus (common sunflower) is the source of this 2743-nucleotide messenger RNA. RefSeq names its product pentatricopeptide repeat-containing protein At5g02860. Gene Ontology annotation, molecular function: protein binding. Bases 128 to 2554 code for a protein of 808 amino acids. The record is from RefSeq and is a predicted model, not a curated record. The transcript has a single exon. NCBI's taxonomy places the organism in Eukaryota, Viridiplantae, Streptophyta, Magnoliopsida, Asterales, Asteraceae.
GGCUCAAAAAACCAGACACAACCUGCAAACACAAAACGGUUUCUCUUAUCUCUACAAUUUCCUGUAAAAUCCCACCGGCCACCACCUCCACCGUCGUCAUCAAGUCCCUGUAACUUCAACGGCGUUCAUGGCGGAUAAGCUAGCUCUCCCCCUCCUCCUCCCAACCCCACCACUCUCCAAACCCUUCUUCUCUCUAGACCCCCACCCCCUUAAACCUCAACCACCACCAUCAUUAACCCCUAUCUUAAACGACAUUCUACAACCCAAUUCCACCACUAAACCCAUUUCCCCCAUCAUCCCCAAAACCCCACGAAGAAUCGGCAAACACAACGACCCAAACAAAGGUAAACCAUGGUCUUCUCACUUAUCCCCACAAGGUCAACUCAUUUUCAAAACCCUAACCCACCCCACUUUCAAUUCAUCCCAAAUUGAUAAUAUCCUACCUACCCUUGUUGAAUUUCAUGAAAAAGAUUCCGAAUUUGGUUCAAAGUUGUUAUCUUUAGAUGUCUUAGGGUUGAUUCAAGGGUUAGGUUAUUACAAGAAAGUUGAUUUAGCGUUACUUGUGUUUGAUUGGGUUAAGAAAUAUUAUAAAGAUUCAGGGAUGGUGUUACGUGGGUCUGUUGUGGCUGUGGUUAUAUCUAUGCUUGGGAAAGACGGGCGGGUUUCGGUUGCCUCUUCGUUGUUUCGUGGGCUUCGGAAAGACGGGUUUGUUGUUGAUGUUUAUGGUUAUACUUCGUUGAUAAGUGCGUAUGCGAAUAAUGGUAGGUUUCGUGAGGCGGUUUCCGUGUUUAAGGAGAUGGAGGAAGAGGGGUGUCAGCCGACGAAGAUUACGUAUAAUGUGAUUCUUAACGUGUAUGGGAAAAUGGGUAUGCCGUGGAAUAAGAUCGAAUCGGUGUUUGAUGGUAUGAAGAGGUCGGGGGUGUUACCGGAUUCGUAUACUUAUAAUACUUUGAUUAGUUGUUGUAAACGUGGGUCGUUGUAUGAGGAAGCUAAUAGGAUAUUCGAAGAGAUGAAAAUGGCAGGAUUUAUGCCUGAUUACGUUACGUAUAAUACGUUGUUGGAUGUUUAUGCGAAGUCGCGUAGGCCUAAUGAAGCCAUGGAUGUUUUAAGGGAGAUGGAGAGUAAUGGGUUUUCUCCAAGCGUUGUGACGUAUAAUUCGUUGAUCUCGUGUUAUGCUAAAGACGGUUUGUUCGAUGAAGCGAUGGAGUUAAAAGGUAAAAUGUUGGAAAAGGGGAUAAAACCGGAUGUUUUUACGUACACGACUCUGUUUUCAGGGUUUGAGAAGGCAGGGAAAGACGAAUCUGCCAUGAGGGUUUUUGAUGAAAUGAUUAAUUCGGGUUGUAAACCGAAUAUUUGUACGUUUAACGCACUUAUUAAGAUGCAUGGGAACAGGGGUAGGUUUUUGGAGAUGAUGAAAGUUGUUGAGGAUAUUCAAAAGUGCGGAUGUGUUCCCGAUAUUGUAACGUGGAAUACGCUUUUGGCGGUUUUCGGUCAAAACGGAAUGGAUGGUGAAGUUUCGUCGGUCUUCAAGGAAAUGAAACGCGCAGGGUUUAUACCCGAGAGAGACACUUUUAAUACGUUAAUUAGUGCUUACAGUAGAUGCGGGUCGUUAGAUCAGGCGAUGAAUGUGUAUAAAAGCAUGUUGGAGGUUAAAAUCAGUCCCGAUCUUUCAACUUAUAACGCGGUUUUAGCAGCAUUAGCUCGUGGAGGUCUUUGGGAACAAUCCGAGAAGAUUCUAGAAGAAAUGAAAAACACGCAUUGUAAACCAAACGAGUGUUCUUACAGUUCGUUACUUCACGCGUAUGCAAAUGGGAAACAAAUCGAAAAAAUGCGUGUUCUUGGUGAGAAGAUAUAUUCUUACGAGAUCGAACCGCAUGCCGUUUUGUUAAAAACCCUGGUUUUAGUCAACAGCAAAACCGAUCUUCUAGAAGAAACAGAGCGCGCGUUUCACAAAAUGAAAAACCGGGGUUUCUCACACGACAUCAAUACACUAAACGCGAUGGUUUCUAUAUACGGAAGAAGACAGAUGUCGAUGGAAGCAAACGAGAUCAUUACAUUCAUAAACGAAAGCGGCUUUUCUCCCAACUUAACGACAUACAACUCUUUGAUGUACAUGUAUAGUCGAUCUUCAGAUUUCCCAAAAGCUGAAGAAAUGUUGAGGGAUAUUCUAUCAAAAGGAAUCAAACCCGACGUUAUUUCUUACAAUACGGUAAUUUACGGGUACUGCCGAAAUGGAAAAAUGAAAGAAGCAUCAAGGGUAUUGAGUGAAAUGCGGAAAUCUGGUGUAAUUCCGGACGUUAUCACAUAUAACACCUUUGUUGCUAGUUAUGCUGCGGAUGAAUUGUUUAAAGAAGCCAUUGAGGUAAUAAAGUACAUGAUAAAACAAGGGUGUAAACCGAAUGCAAGCACAUACAACUCGAUUGUUGAUUGGUAUUGUAAGUUUCAUCAUAGGGAUGACGCGGUACUCUUCAUCAAUAAGCUUCGUGAGGUUGACCCGCGUGUGUCGAAAGAUGAAAUUAGUAGAUUAUCUGCACGUGUGGCGCAGAUUGCGUAAGGGUGUUGUAUUGUACAAUCGUAUGUUUAUUUCAGGCUCCUGUACAUACAGUUUUGCUGAGGAACCGAAGAACUUAAAGGGGUGUGUGUGUGUAUACUUAUUAAUAUACUUUGUUAGAAGUAAGAACCCUUGAGCUAAUAAUCUGUAUGUGUUCAUUGCAGGAUGAAGAUGUAAAUGCCAUUUUGUAUC